AUGUUUUUCGUGCGAUCAUCCCCUUUCCGCCUCCAUUCCCCAUCAUCAGCGGCGCUGACGUGGAGGCGGCUGUUCGUAGCUGCACUAGCGUGGGAGGGCGGCUACUUUCUGCUCACGAACGUGUUCGACCAGAAGCAGACGAGCGGCGCGUCGUUGACGGAGGCUGACGUGGCUCGCAUGCUGGCGCUGCAGGAGGAAUUCACCGCCAUGCGCUCUCACCGCUACCCCUGCCACACCGGGCUGCUGGGCAGGGUGGCGAUGACAGGGGGAUACCGGCUGCUGUGUGAGCCGGUCAAGUCACGCGCCAUCAGAGGCAUGGGGCGCCUGCACCUGGAUGGCAGCAAGGACGAGGAGCAGCCCGAGGAGUGGGACAGGCAGUUCGCUGCAGGGGUCAAGGUCAUAGCGUUGAUAGGGGUGCCACAGGGCGUGCUUCAGAUAGCCGCCUGCACGCCGGUAUGUCUCCAGUGCCCCACUGUGCGGUAUCUUGCCAAUCAUACGCCUCCCAUUCAGUCACGUCCCCACAUCACACUCCUCCCCUCUGGUUUCGUUCCUGGUUCAUUCUCAUUCACCUCCCUCAUUCCCUCCCCCAUCCCCUCCCCCACUCUCUCCCCCAAUCUUACCCCCACUCCCUCCCCCAAUCUUACCCCCACUCCCUCCCCCAAUCUUACCCCUUUCCCCUUGGCACUUCAUUUUUCUGAGGCGGGGCUAGGGUUUGCAGGUAAGGCCAUGGGGGAGAGAGGGAAGGAUGUGUGCGGUGGUGGUGGUGAUGACGAGGCUGCUGAGGAGGGCACAGGGGAGUGGCGGCCGGGGGAGAAUGUGGGGGAUAGUAAUGAUGGAGGGGGGUGUGUGUGGGGUAUGGAGGGAGGGAGGGGGGCGUGUGAGGGAGGGGCAGGGCAGGACGUGUAUGAGUUGUCGUCGGGGCCAGGAGGGACGGAUAUGUCGGUGUGCGGAGGGGAAGGUGACGCCGGGGAAGGAGGUGCUGCCAGUGGUGACACUGGUGGUGGUGGUUCUACCAACGGUGGUGCUAUUGGUUAUGGACAACUGCUGCCGCCUGGACUCACCCUCAUCGCCACGUCCCCACCUCAUGCCGCUUCCCCAGGCUCCCCGUCCGUGGCAGCACCCAACGCACACACCCCUCCAUUCAGUGCCAGUAACCACAUCAGUAACACCAACCACUUAAGCAACGGUCAGCAGCAGCAUCAGCACCAGCAGCACACGGGCGUGCACGCGACGGUGUCAGCAGACAAGCCCCCCUCCCACCGCCGGUCAAGGUCGCUCGCCCAGCAGCGCCGCCACACCUUCUCCAGCGCCGACCGCGCCGCCCUCGCCCGCCAGCUCUCCCCCUCCCGCGCCCUUCUAGGGGGCGGAUUCCGCCUGGGGGGGGCGCUGGGAGGAGGCGGAGUAGGGGAUGGGGGAGUGGGCGGGGGAGGCGGGGUAGGAGUGGGAGGCGGAACGGGGGCAGGAGGUGGAGUGGGAGGGGGUAUGGGUGCAUCUGGUCACAGCCAUCCGUCUGCUGCUCUGAGCAGAAUGGUAUCAAGUCCUCUAUUCAAACGGAGCCUCAGUUGCACGAGUCCCAUCCAGGGCAUGACCCGAGCAGCAGCCGCCCAUGCUGCUGCCCACAUGCGCCGCCACUCCUUCUCCACCUCGCCCUCCUCCUCCCCCUCCUCUUCCGCCAACACCACCUCUGCUGCCAGGGCGCUGCAUAGAGUGGCGUCUCCCACUACUAGCUCUGGCGGGGGGGCCAUGGGGGGAAGCAUGGGGGGAAACAUGGGGGGAGGGAGGCAUGGGGGUUUCUCAAGCCGGCAUGUGUCGAGUCUCUCGAAUCCAGAGUUUCUGUCUGAGUUUCUGAAUUUGUGCCCGUUUGGUGGGUCGCCGAGGGGGGUGGGCGCGGGGCGAGGGAGGGAGAUGGCAGGAGGGGGAAUAGGAGGGGGUAUGGGAGGGGGAAUGGGAGUGGGUAUGGGAGGGGGGAUAGGGGGGACAAGGUUGGGAGCAGGGAUGGAAGGAGGGGGGGCAUCUGCAGGGGCAGGGGGGACGCUAACAGGCGAUGCAGCAAUGCAAGCGAACCAGGGAGGGGUUGAAGGAGAGAGGGGAGGAGAGGGACGAGGAGAUGGGUGGGGAGAUGGAGGGGGCACGGAAGGGGGUGUGGGAGUGGGAGGGGAGGUGGGAGGGGUGGAUGAGAUGGAAUGGCUACUGCAGGAGAUGAUAAUGAUGCAUGGGAGUGCUAGUGGUGCUGCCGCCAUCCUUGACGGCAAUCCUGGCACAGAUGCUGGUAUCGCUGAUGGCACUGGUAUCGCUGAUGGCACUGGUACCGCUGAUGGCACUGGUCUCGCAGCUACUGCAUAUGCUGCUGCUCUUGACGCGUGCGGCUUGGCUGAGGGGGAUGCUUGCCUAGACGUUGACAUGGGGAUGGGGAUGAGUGAGGGAGAGAUGGGCAUGGGUAUGGGAGGAAGAGGGGAUGGGGAGGAGCAGGGUGUAUUGAUGGGUGGAGAGAGGUGGGGAGGUAUGGUUGUCAUGGAUGGUGCAGGUGGAAUUGAUGGGAUUGGUGGGAUGGGGGGGAUGGAUAUGGCGGAAGAAAUGGGUGCAGUUCCCCUCCCCCGCCCCGCCUCCCGUUUCUUCCCCAAAUCCGCCUCUCUGCCUGGAAACCUCCCCCGUCCCCCUCCACCUGCUGCUGCUGCUGGUAGCGGCGGUGGUGGUGGUGGUGGGGUUGGGGGGGAACGGGUUGCUGCUAGUCCACUAGGUGUACAGGGCGGACUAGACGUGCUUAUAGAGGGCGGUGCAGCCAGCGAUUUUCAAAUGGCUGCUCCUGACGGCGUGGGAGGGUUGAUGGGGACAGGGAUUGGGAUGGGAGGAGAGGAGGAGUUGGGAGAGGAGUGGGCCAUGUUCCUAGAUGUGAUGGAUGCACCACCAAUACUGGAUGAUUUGGAUGAGGUGAGUCGGAGGGGUGGGGAGGGCGGGUGA
Closterium sp. NIES-65 is the source of this 2958-nucleotide messenger RNA. Lineage: Eukaryota; Viridiplantae; Streptophyta; Zygnematophyceae; Desmidiales; Closteriaceae. The record is from the annotation of a GenBank genome assembly.